AUGGGUGGCAAAUAUCCACAAUCCAUUAUAACUGAUCAAUGUGCAGCCAUAGCUGCUGCUAUUUCUCAAGUGUUUCCAACAUCACACAAUCGUCUUUGCAUAUGGCAUAUCGGUGAAAACUCGAAGAAGCACAUAAAGACACUAAGGAACAAUAAUGAUUUCAUGGAUCUAUUUAAUUGUUUGUUGAAGUACACAGACACAGAAGCUGAGUUUGAAUUGUGUUGGUCAAGGGAGAAAAGGUGUCCAACAUUUAACAGGGAUUACUUUUCUAGGGGCAUUUUAUCCUCACAAAUGAGUGAGUCCACAAACCAUUCAAUUUCUAGGAGGCUAACAAAGACAGCCGAGCUUUGUGAUUUCUACUCGUCGUUUGUGAGCGUUGUUUAUGAAUGGAGAAAUAUGGAAAACGGGGAGGAUUUUCGGUGUGCUCAAGGCAUGCCUAGUAUGAUGGUGGAUGAUGUGAAACUUCUUUCACAUGCUAGAGAGGUAUAUACCAUUGAAAUAUAUUAUCUGUUUGAGGAACAAUUCUUAAAAGGUACUGCUUGCCAUCAAGAAAGUGUUUUGGAUGAUGGCUGCCAUUUCAAGUAUCAUGUUUGGCGCCCCGAUAAAGAUGUUAUAAGGCAUGAAGUUAGUUUUAAGCCUAUCAAUUUAGAUAUUUGUUGCAAUUGUAAGUUGUUUUCUGAAUUAGGAAUUCUCUGCUGCCAUUGUUUACGCAUUCUGAAUGUACAUUACGUUUGUUCUAUUCAUGAUAAAUACAUUUUGAAAAGGUGGACAAAAAAAGUUCUUGAAGGUAGGACUGUUGAUAUUUCUUCUUUGUCUUCUAAUGUUGGUGUUGCUCCUUCAAUUUGGGUUGUUGAGAUGACCAGAAAAUUUCAAAGACUAAUUGUUUCUAGUCAAGACAACAGUGCAACUAGACAGUGUUGUGAAGUAGCUUUUGAAAGUGCAAAGAAAAGAGUUGAAACCGAGGUUGGUUAUAUCCAUAUUGAAGAGUUUGAUGUUCAAUCUUCAAGUGGUAUUGUACAGAAUCCCUCAAGCCGAAGAUUGAAAGGUGAGCGUAAUAAGAGGCGGAGUAGUAUUAUUCAAAAGAAGUCUGCUGUAGCUAGGGGGCGAAAGAGUUCUGCAAACAAGGUUGCUUCAACUACAAAAAGUGUUGUUCAAUCUAUGGUGUUGGAAAGUUUAUCUGAGAUUGUUGGGGAUGGAUAUCUUGUACAUCCAAGUUCUGGGAGUUCAAAAUUAGUUCAUGUUAAUAGGAAUUCAAAAGACAAUGUAUUUAUAGAUUUGUGA
Molecule: messenger RNA, 1281 nt
Organism: Ipomoea triloba (trilobed morning glory)
Lineage: Eukaryota; Viridiplantae; Streptophyta; Magnoliopsida; Solanales; Convolvulaceae
Product: protein FAR-RED IMPAIRED RESPONSE 1-like
Exons: 2
Coding region: 1-1281 (426 amino acids)
Biological process (GO): regulation of DNA-templated transcription
Source: RefSeq, a predicted model, not a curated record